AUGGAAUUGCAGGCAGCGUUGAAAGCCGAGUCUAACUUUGUUUCGGGUGGCAGCGUUCUAAAACUGGAAGUACAAAUUCUUCGGCGACUUUCAAACAAACCAUACGUUGCUCAACUAAUACACUCUGGUAAACGAGAAUCGUAUAGUUACGUGGUCAUGACGUUAUUAGGAGAGAGCUUGCGACAUAUCACAAAGCGACUUGGUAGAAUUUUCAGUGUUUCUACACAAGUGCGAAUAGGAAUAAAUGUUCUGUUCGGAUUGAAAAAACAAAUUCAUGACUUUCGCGCUGACUCUGUGUGGGUUCAUAAUUAUUAUCAUUACUGUUCAACCAUGAUUGUCCACCAAGUAUCUAUUGUAGAAUCUAACGGCCUGUUUUGA
Molecule: messenger RNA, 378 nt
Organism: Cooperia oncophora
Lineage: Eukaryota; Metazoa; Nematoda; Chromadorea; Rhabditida; Trichostrongylidae
Source: the annotation of a GenBank genome assembly